CUAAGACAGAGCCCCAUUUUUAAGCUGCAGCCAGGGUUCUAUCAUAUUACGAUGACAUCAUGGAACACUUCUGUUUACAUGGCUGGAACAAACGAAAGUCCAGCGCUAUACCUGAGAGAGAAGAGUGAAGUUUGGCUCAUAAAAGAUCCAAGGUUGUACUUUCCUCUUCAUCAAGAGAAAAACGGGAAAAAAUGGACCAAAGGAGGCAAAAAAGGAGGUAAUGCAAAAGUUUACCUCUGGGGAGCCGUCAUGGAUCCCUCAAAGCUCCAUAUACAAUUGCAAGUGGAAGAUCAUCCACAGUUUAAAGGUGUUUGCCUUGUCAAGUCAGAGGAUCCACAGCACAUAAAGGAGCUAGAAUCUCUUCCAUGGAAAAAAGUUGAAGUUCCACAGUGCCAUGGAGGAAUGUCUUUAAUUGAUUUUAACCCCCUGCUAGAAGCCAUUGUGGAAUACAUGAAGGACAUUUACCCCGCUACCCCAGAGGAGUUUAACUUUCAGGCUGAACUGAAAGUUGUAAGUCACUGGCACUGGCGCGAAGACAAAGAGUUACCCCGACGUAAACCAGGUCCUCGUGAAGACUUCCGUAUAAAGAAGGCAGUAAAGGAAACACUUCGGAAAUGGUGCAGAGAUCUAAGGGAUCUACAGUCAAAGAAAUUGGACGAGAGUCUUGAAGAAUACAUAUCAGGUUUGGAGGAAGAUAUUUUUGCUCUGAGAGCGUAUUUCAAAAAAGAAGAAUUGGAAGAAGAUGAAACAGAGGGUAAGGAAUACUCCUUGGAACAGCGAGCAGAUGAGGGUGUGGAUGGCACAGUGGAUAUGGAAUGGACUGAGGACAACGCAUCAAAUGGGGUGACAAAGUAUAUUCAAGCAGGUCUGGGACGGCGCUUGAAUGGACACUUGCCUUCAGAGGUGAAAACAUCACAAGAGAGAAGAUCAAGGAAAACGGCGCGCCGCUAAUCGAGUAACAGGGAAGAGAAUAGGUUACAAGGAAGAUCAUCAAGAAAGAAAUAUUCAUUUUGAAUUUUGUUUUUCUUUUUUAGAAGAUCUCAUAUUCGCAUGCGUUUGUUUUAAUCGGAUAAGUAUCGAAUGCUCGUUGUUAGAUAUUCUUAAAAAUCACCGUUUACGUUCUUUCCGGAGAUAACUCCUGACCUGAUGAAAAGUUCACGAAAUAAAUAAGACAAGUAAUGUCUUAGAGUGACUUAAGGGUGUACACAUUACUGCACUCUCGUCAGUUUUGACCCUUUUAAUUGUUUCCUAUGUUUCAUAUUUUGCUUUUGUACAAUUUGUAACUGAAUUCUUACUUCCUGCCUAAAUGCGAUGGAAGAUUUCCUUUUAAAAAGGUACACGGUAUAAUAGAUUUUCGAAUACAAUACAAUACAAUACAAUACAAACUUUAUUGACACUCCCUAAAGAGGGUUUUUCGGUGACAAUGAUCUACAAAUUACUAAAUUACAGUUGUACUAAAAAGUAUAAUAGCAAAAUUAAGGAAGCUAAAAUGUUGAUAAAUGUUCGCUAAAGUUACAACUAAGAGCGAUGAGAAAGGAAAGCAGCAAGUAAUUUGGCUCUAGGUUUACGCUUAAAUCACGCGAAGAAUUACAGAGUUUGAGGGUAUUAUCUAAACUGUUCCAUAGACUUACUGUACUAUAAAAGAAGGUCCUUUGAA
This is a messenger RNA of Stylophora pistillata, 1657 nucleotides long. RefSeq lists its product as uncharacterized. The record is from RefSeq and is a predicted model, not a curated record. NCBI's taxonomy places the organism in Eukaryota, Metazoa, Cnidaria, Anthozoa, Scleractinia, Pocilloporidae.